Molecule: messenger RNA, 993 nt
Organism: Cryptosporidium ubiquitum
Lineage: Eukaryota; Apicomplexa; Conoidasida; Eucoccidiorida; Cryptosporidiidae
Product: mitochondrial FAD carrier protein
Exons: 1
Coding region: 1-993 (330 amino acids)
Biological process (GO): folate import into mitochondrion; nucleotide transport
Molecular function (GO): FAD transmembrane transporter activity; folic acid transmembrane transporter activity
Source: RefSeq, a predicted model, not a curated record
AUGAAUUUUUCAAAGGUGAAAUUAUAUGAACAAUGGCAAUUACUCAGGCUAUAUGGUGUACUAAAUAGCCCUCAUUUAGUCCUUAUUUAUCCGGUUUAUACGAUCCAACUCAAAUCGAUGUGCUUACCUUAUUUUGAAAAUUAUCUCGAUAAUGGCAAUAGUAUAGAAGAUGCACAUUUGAAAACCGCAAACCCGAGAAUAAGUAGAGGGAUUAUUUAUAAUUUAAGUGGACUAAAGCUGGUUUUCGAUUCUCUGAGAUGUAUUUACAAUGAGGAGGGGUAUUGGGGAUUGUAUAGAGGUUUUUUACCUAUGACUUUACACUCAUAUUUAACACGGAUGAUACAUGAUCAACUUAUAAAAAUUUAUAAAAGACACAGUAAUAAAAUCCACGAUUCAUAUAUAAAAUCUGCAUAUGUAAAGAACAGCACAAAAUACAUAGCCGAAGUGGUAACUUAUCCUUUGCUUGUAAUUUCUACACAGCAGGCAAUAUUUGAUGUUAAGCGCUAUAAUCUUGGUAUACAAAAUGACCAAGACAGAAUAAAUGAGCCAGUAAUAGGAAUAUACUCACUAGUUCAGCUCUCAAUAAAUUCAGAAGAAGGAAUUACUUCUUUAUGGAAGGGAAUUACUGCACACAUUAUGUUCAAAGUAACAGAAGACCUGAUAAAAAACUAUCUAUAUUCUUAUUUAUAUACAAAUUUUUGUUCUGUGAAAGAUAUAGAAACUAGGAAGUCAACAACUACAGUAAAACCAAAUAAUAAAAAACAUCUUAAGCACGGGAUCAGUAAUUUCAUUACAUCCUUACUUUCACCGUUAGCCCUUAUUUCAACAGUGAAAAGGUGCCAGACAAAUGAUCAUAUUGGAUUAUGUAGGGGCGACGUUGGAAUUAAAGAAAUACUUGGAAAUGUAAAUUGGGGAAUAUAUUUUGGUCAGAUGGUUGUUAACUCGGUAUUUAUUGCUAUAUAUUUAUUUGACGGAGAAAAUUGUACGUUUUAA